Molecule: messenger RNA, 4614 nt
Organism: Pogoniulus pusillus (Red-fronted tinkerbird)
Lineage: Eukaryota; Metazoa; Chordata; Aves; Piciformes; Lybiidae
Gene: SHLD2
Product: shieldin complex subunit 2
Exons: 11
Coding region: 1250-4375 (1041 amino acids)
Biological process (GO): regulation of double-strand break repair via homologous recombination
Cellular component (GO): nucleus; site of double-strand break
Source: RefSeq, a predicted model, not a curated record
CGGAGCCGAGCUCCCAGCCGGCGCCUCCGUACAAAGCCGGAGCCGCUGACAGCACCGCUUCUGCGGCUCCGUGCCCGGGCGCUGCAGGCGGAGGCGUGCGCUGGUGGCCGCUCCCCCCACGGGCUUCGGCACUUCACCAACCUCACCAGGUCCCUACCAUAUUUUCUUCACCAUGUCCCUUCUGGAGGCAAGAGUAACUGCACUGUCUGAGGAUAUUCAAGAAGAGAAGAAGACAUUUGAAAUAUGCUGCAGUGUGUCUGUGGAAGUAGAGUAAAAUAGAUCUGCCUUUUUGGGAUUUGAAACUUAAUUGUACACAGAACAUGAAGUAUUGAAGAUGGAUUAUCUCCCGAAUCUCAUUUCUUGUGCUACCUCCUACCACUGUAGAACUGCUUAUAGCAGCAGCUUUUAUUGACAAGACUCCCAAAACAUGUAGCUGGAUGUCUGCAUUUUAAUGAACACUUGUGGCUCUGGCUGAUCACUUCAGAAUUAUAGGAUAGCAGGGUUUUUUUUUUAACUGUAUUUUGUUUUGUGCCGUGUAUGGUAGGCUUAUUUUUUAACUAACUUAAAUUUUUUAGUAGUGUGAUACUCUACAAAUGAAUUAUAGCAAAUUAUAAAUCAAGUUUCUUGGCCCCUCUAAUGCUUAUUAAAUAAUUUACCAUUAAUAUCCUGAACCAUCCCAUUUCAUAAAAUAAUCAUUUAAUACAGUAUGCAAACUACCACAUUUUGAGCCAAGUCUUAAAUUAAUUUUAAAUGGCUCUAGUAUUUUUCAUCACUUAGUUGAAAUCCUGAUUUUCUUGGAGCUGAAAUUAACCAUGUUGUGAAAUCUCUUAAAGGCAUUUAUUUUACAUGAACUAAAACUAAGCACUGAAUACUGAAUUCACAUUUAACUGCUCAAUUAGCAGUAAUAAAUGGAGAUAAAUCUGCCUAAUAAUUAAACUUAAACUGGCAUUUCACUGUAUGUACUAUGUACAUGUGUUUCCAAGUAUCAGAUAUUUAACCCUCCUAUAACUUUAUUUUUCUAUGUAAGUUUGAUAGAAAUAACUUUUAUUUUUUUCUCUUGUACAUUUAAAAGGUUUUCAGUAGUAGUGUGGGGUUUUUUUAACCAAUUCAACUCUUCAAUUUAAUUUAAUUAAAUUGAAGAAUUUAAUUUAAUUUAAAAACCUAAUGAAAAGCCAAAUAUUUUUCCAUGUACUGAUAUUUAGCGUUAUUGCGUAACUCACAUUGAAACCAAACUGCACAGCAAUCAAAAAUGUCAAAAAGACCUCAAAUUCAUAUUUUUAUUGGAGCACCCAGUAUUCCAAGCCCACCUGAGGCACCAGGGCAAAGUAGCUCAUCAGCUACUGCUGAAAAAUGGAGAGAACUCCACUACUUGUGUGAUACACAUAGGCUGCUGUCUGAAAAAGUCCAAAAUGCUGAGCACUUAGUGUUUCAGGCAGAAAGGUCUGUGGUCACACCAGCUCCUGCAAGUAGUGAAAGCUUCCAGGAUGCUGAGCAUUUAGUGUUUCAGGCAGAAAGGUCUGUGGUCACACCAGCUCCUGCAAGUAGUGAAAGCUUCCAGGAUGCUGAGCACUUAGUGUUUCAGGCAGAAUGGUCUGCAGUCACACCAACUCCUGCAAAUGGUGAAACCUUCCAGGAUGCUGACCACUUAGUGUUUCAGGCAGAAAGGUCUGUGGUCACACCAACUCCUGCAAAUGGUGAAACCUUCCAGGAUGCUGAGCAUUUAGUGUUUCAGGCAGAAAGGUCUGUAGUCACACCAACUCCUGCAAAUGGUGAAAGCUUCCAGGAUGCUGAGCCCUUAGUGUUUCAGGCAGAAAGGUCUGUAGUCACACCAACUCCUGCAAGUGGUGAAACCUUCCAGGAUGCUGAGCCCUUAGUGUUUCAGGCAGAAAGGUCUGUAGUCACACCAACUCCUGCAAAUGAUAAAAGCUAUCAGCUGUCUGAACAGGAGACAUUAAUGGCAGCAAAAGGUCUGACAUCUCUUGUACCUCUGGCAAUAACUUGUACCAGUGCACAUAAAAAGACUAUAUGUUUCAUUGAUAGUCAAAUGUCUAAAGAUGGGUGUGCCCAUGCAAAUGUAAACCAGGCUAUGGACCAACACCUACAAAACUUUGCAGUGUCAGCUAGACAAAACGAACAGCCACAUAGCAGUGUUUCAGACCUCAUGGAAAGAAAAGCCAGUCCUUUUGAAGCUAACAGCUCUGAUAUUUCUGAUUUGGUUGCCUGUACUAAGCAGAUUAGCAUUCAUCGGAGCUCUGUGGGACAGGGUGUUCAAUCAGAUCAUACAAGUAAUCAUUCUGAUCUAAGUCAGUGUUUUGAUCUGCCUUUCCUCCGAAAUCAAGAGUCAAAACCAAAAAGAGAAGCAAGUGAUUGUUCAGACUUUGCAGUGUCAACAGAGACUGAAUUUUGUAGUAUAAUGACUUUGAGUCAGAUGGCUGUUUUGAUGCAGAGUCAGAAUGAUAUGCAGAAGAGAAUCCUAAAGCUAUCAGGAACACAAGAUGGGGAAAAAAAUGAAGAAAGGCACAGUGAUGGCUUCCAAUGUGAUUCUAAUGUUGGAACAUGCUCUAAUGUGGCUGAAAAUGAAUGUAAGGAAGUGUAUGCAAGCUCUCUUGAACUUUUCAGCUCUGAGUGUGAUAGGAAAAAUAUAUGCAUCGAAGCUACAAAACAAGAAGGAAGUGCUCAGGAAAAUACAGCAAAGGCUCAAGAACUAAAUGUUCCUGUUGCACAAUUUGUAAAUGAAAUCCACAUUGAACCACUGAACUCAGGAAUACUGUGCUCUCAAGUAGACAGUUGUCAUAAGAGCUCUUCUAAGAGAGCCCACAAUUAUGAAGAUUCCUUUCCUAGUUUUCACUCAACACUUAAAAAGGAUCUGAAAUCCAAGAGAGCUAAACUGAAUUCUUCUCCAGCUGGUCCUGGGAUGAAAGCGGCUCAAGAGAAGACAACAGAGUUCAAGAAACUUCAAAUGAAACUAUCACUACUUAAGAACUGCUGCUGCAAAAAUCAAAAGUACAAUGUUUUGGUCACAAUAGUGCAUCCUUGUCAUAUCAAAGAAGUGCAGGUGAAGAGUAGACCAAAGUCUUCAUGUAAAGUUCCUGUAGCAACAAUUGUAGUUAUUGACCAAUCAGGAGUUGAAAGAAAGGUGGUCUUGUGGCAGGGUGCUGCAUUUUGGUCCCUCACCGUGUUUCCUGGGGAUAUCGUACUGCUUACAGAUGUCAUAAUGUAUGAGAAUACUUGGUGUGGAGAGAUCAUGCUGCAAUCUACGUUCACCAGUCAGCUACUGAAUCUUGGCAACUGCUCAGCUCUCAAUCCAGAAGAAUUUUAUCCUGUAGUGGAUGGCAGUGUUCUUCAUGGCUUGCUGGCAUACAUCUCAUCAGAACUUCCACAUUUUGGAGUCAUUCCUCCAAGACAAGUUCAGAGGCUGGAUAGCGUACAGUAUGUGCAGCUAGACCAGCUGCAGCCAAAUACAUUGGUUCACUCAGUCUUGAAAAUUAUCAGCAUUACCAUAUUAACAGAAUCUCUGUAUAGCUACAGGGGUGGCACCCAAAGGAAGAUUAUUCUAACAGUAGAACAGAAAAGAGAUCAACACUACAGGAUGGUGUUAUGGGGAGCAGGGGCUGCCUGGUGCCCUCAGAUUCAAAGGAAAAAAGAUCACAUAUGGGACUUCAAAUAUCUUCUGGUCCGGUGUAGUUCUGUAUCAGGUGACUUUGAACUGCACACAACUCCGUGGUCAUCCUGUGAGUGCUUAUUUGAUGAUGACAAAAGGGCAGUUGAAUUUAAAGAACAGUUUCAGAAAAGCAAACUAUCUUGCAUGCAGGUGACAAAGCUCUCUGCACAUUUGGAGGGAAAAUGCUCAGGGGUGUUUCAAGUGAGAGCCCACAUCUUGGAAAUGAAGUUUACUGUUUCAACUGGGCAGUACAAACAACUUACCUUCGGUGCUGAUACCUCGGUGCAGUCCGUUUUAGCUUCUCUGCCUAUGAUCACAUACUCAGGUUGUGCUAAAUGUGGUUUGGAACUGCAGACGGAUGAGAACAUGAUCUACAAACAGUGUGUUAGAUGUUUGCCUUACAAUGAAGUAAAAACAUUCUACAGACCUGCUUUGAUGACAGUAGAAGAUGGAGGAUAUGAAGUUUAUGUUCAUGUGGCAUCUGAAUUGAUGGAAAAAAUCUUCCUUAAUAUUCCUGCUCACUGGCUCAACAGAUUAGUAGUGCCCUCUGCAGAUGUAACCUACAGCACAGUUGUAGCAGAUCUGUGUCACUUGCUUCUGGCAGACACUGGAGCAACGUAUUUGUUGGAAAUAAAGAGCCAUUUUGUGCUAGAUGAAAACAGCUGUCCUUUGCAAAAAGAUUUCCAUCUGCUAAGUUUUCAUCCUGAUCUUUGAAGCACUGAGGCUGCUGCAGCAACAGCGUUGCAGAGACUAUAGGAACACCUAGAUGGCGAACAGAACUAAAAUGAAAUAGCUCAAGGAAGCAAGUACCUUGGAAAACACAAGAAAGGAUUUGGGCUUUAAUUUAAACCAGCAAAAAUCUGGUAUGGAUUAUCUGCUGCUGCUAUGUAGCACUGCUGUAAUACUGAUGAAUUGUCAUAAAGGGUAUUUUUAUAAAUGCAUUUUACCUUAAA